Patiria miniata (bat star) is the source of this 2401-nucleotide messenger RNA. RefSeq lists its product as uncharacterized. The coding region runs from base 487 to 2205 and encodes 572 amino acids. The transcript has 10 exons. NCBI's taxonomy places the organism in Eukaryota, Metazoa, Echinodermata, Asteroidea, Valvatida, Asterinidae. The record is from RefSeq and is a predicted model, not a curated record.
GUGCCUAUCGGGUGAAUUGAAAUGCUUAUGCGAGGGUAAGCUUACAGAGAAAGCGAAGUUACCCGUGAUGGGGAUACAAUUUAUCGAAGUGACUGGUGGCAAUCGACGGUCUGGGUAUAAAAUUGGACCACUCAGAUGCCAAGGAAUAGGUAAUUUGAUUGAGUAUUUCUGUAAGAAUCACAGGUUAUUUCCUGUUACUCAUGCCGGUUGUUGUUUUGUUGUUGUUUACUGUUUGCUGCAAAGCGAGAGCACGUUUUCACACCGCACGCACUGGCAUACAAUGAUGGUCUCGCUACAGGAAUAUCUCUUAUUGGCUUGCUAAAUUUGAGACCAGCGUUGUCCCGUUGAGGCUGAAUGAUAGAUGAAGUUUUACAGCUUUGCCUGCAAAGACCGAACUCGCCCAUAUUGCGAUGCUGCCGUAUAGGGCGACUAAUGCUAGCUGUGCGAUGCGGUAUAGGCCUAUAAGCUUUGCGCACAGGUAAAUGAAUGACUGAAGAAAUGGUAGCAUCUGAUUGGGCAAGCUGCAACAAAAGAGGGGAAAGAUUCAUGGAGAUUAGACGGAAGGCACGCGUGACGACCGCUGAUUGGACGGUUGAACGGUCGUGGGCGGAGCCGAACCACUACUGCUGGAAUCUUGUAUGGAUGAGCAACGAGUCAGUGAAGGAAUUACCAUCUUCUUACAGAAGCUGCCACGAGUGGCGACUCGCGGGGUACGAGGGUGAUGGGACGUACGAGGUGGAUCCAGACGGGCCUGGAGGACUGGAAGUUUUCGAAGUGGAAUGCGAAAUGGAUACAGGUUAUACGGUUGUACACCACGACAAGGACGUCGAAGGCUUUACAGUGAGAGUGACGGGUAACGGAAGAGACAUCAUAAAGUACGAGACCCCUGGCGCCUACCGGAAAAUCCUUAACUACACCACGGCUUCCCUACCUCAAAUCGCGGCACUGGCCAACGCGUCGGACCGCUGCUCCCAGUUUGUCUCGUUGGAGUGCAUGAACACAGAAAUCUGGAACGAGAGGGGCACUCAGAUGACUUGGUGGGUGUCACAGGACCAGGAGAAGAUGUUCAACUGGGGUGGGGCUCCUAGUGGAUUCAAUGGAUGCGGUUGCUAUGUGAACAACACAUGUGAGAAUGGAGAGAGAUGCAAUUGCGACAAUGACAGCCAGCGAGGUGGCUCCAUUUGGAGGUUGGACCGGGGAUUGCUGACUGACAAGUCCAAGUUACCGGUGAGGGAAGUCCGUGUUGGUGACGUUGGCCACCGGGGAGAGAGGGCGAACGUCCGGGUCGGUCCGCUCCGGUGCUACGGUGCAGAAAGUGAGCAUGCACGCGAAGGAUUAUUCCGGAACUGCGAAGAGCUGCGUCUGAACGGUAGGCAAAGGGAUGAUUACUACCGGAUCGACCCAGACGGAGACGGCCCACUAGCAGGCUUCAGAGUCUGGUGUAAUUUCAAAAGCGACAAGGCUUUUACCGUUAUAGAUAACGACAUGCAUGAUGUUGACAUCCUUGUGUCUAUUUCUAACGAUCGAAAUUAUGAGGCACCGGGUGCGUACACCAAGAAGCUUGCAUAUGAAGCCCCAUCAAUGGAGCACAUGGUUGCCCUGAUCAACACAUCCGAGGUCUGCCGUCAGUACAUCUGGUACAAAUGCCGGCUGGCGGCCAUAUGGAAAGGAGAUAUACAGGUCACGUGGCUGUUGUCACGUAACAAAGAGAAAAUGCCCAAUUGGGGCGGGGCUCCAAGUGGUUGGAAAGGGUGUGAGUGCAGCAUUGACAACGAUUGUGCCGGAGGUGGGAGAUGCAACUGUGACCGGGAUGUAGAGAACGUCGUGCGCUACGACGAAGGGUACUUGACAGACGCGGCUCAGUUACCUGUGACGGCCAUUCAGAUAGGCGAUAUCGGUGACGAGACGGAGAGGGCGCGCUUUAACAUCGACCCCCUGGAAUGCAAAGGACUUCGCUCCAAAGUCACAGGUCUUUCCUCAACCGAGACCCGGAGAACCAUCGAAGCUAGCUGUCGAUGGUUUAUCAACACGGCAUGGACGGGAAGCUUCAUUCAGCCAUCCGUUUUCCUUGCUCCAUAUACAUUUUCAGCCAUACGCACAUGGGUGGACGGUAGCACAACUACUUCACUUCGUCAGGCACACGGGGAUUUCGAUACAGUGUUCCGUCAAGAAGGUCUGAAGGAACCAUAUCUACAUACAAAAUAAUGCAACAAAUUUCGAUGUGGAGAAUUCUUAGAUGCUCAUGUCUGUUUCAAUGAAAUGGAAUUAAUGAAUGAAAUGAGACAGUUCAAAUUGGGACCGGCUUUGUUAUUUUUUCCUUAAAGAUAUAAAUAGAAUCAUUUGCAUUAUCCAAAAAGUAACCUACCAAAUUAUUAUAAAAAUUUACUCGGAUUAAAGAUCG